AUGUGUGAUCGUGUGGAUAUGGUUUCUGAAUUGGACAACGUGGAGAAAACUAUGUCACCUAAAAAAGAAAUAUUCCAGGAAAACAUUGACGACUUAGAUCGUAAUGCACUUCGUCAAAAAGUUCAUUCCUUUUGGUUGAGAAAAGAAAUACCAACCAUCGACAAAAUUUUGCAUGCGGUGAAUGAAGAUCCUGCCCUUCCCGAUUUCAAACGCACUUCGUUGUAUUCGUUGAUAAAGAAAUUGGACUUCGUCUUCACCAAGAGGAAAAGAUGCAGCGUGUUGACGGAGCGAGAAGAUCUGUUGGUUUGGCGUCAGAAUUAUUUGUACUAUGUACGUAAAUAUAGAGAAGAAGGUCGUACCGUCUACUAUCUAGACGAAACGUGGCUAAAUGCAGGUGAUUGUGUUGACAAAGUAUGGGCCGACCAGACAAUUCGGUCAAAACAUGACGCUUUUAACAAAGGUCUGACAACAGGUGUUACGAACCCGACUGGCAAGGCCAAACGUUUGAUAAUUGUACACAUUGGCUCUCACAAAGGUUUUGUAGAUGGUGGUAUGUUAUUUUUUGAAUCAAAAAAAAAUAGUGCAGACUACCAUGACGAAAUGAAUGGUGACAACUUCCACGAAUGGUUUAAGUCAAUUCUUCCACGCCUUGAUCCAAACUCGGUAAUUGUGAUGGACAAUGCCCCGUAUCACUCGGUCAGGACAGAGAAAAUACCGACAUCCAGCACAAAAAAAGAAGACAUUAUAUCGUGGUUAAUUUCAAAAAACGUUGUCAUUGACCAAAAAAUAAUGUUUAAGCCACAAUUACUGGCGAAGGUCAAAGAAAUAAAGGGGCAGUAUAUGUCAUAUGUUGUCGACAAUAUGGCCAAAGACGCCGGGCAUAAUGUAUUGAGAUUACCACCCUACCAUUGCGAAUUGAACCCGAUGGAAUUGGCAUGGGCAAUGGUUAAGGGCUACGUCAAACAGCAAUACGACAUACAAAAUCGAUGA
Messenger RNA from Aphis gossypii (cotton aphid), 990 nucleotides. RefSeq lists its product as uncharacterized. The record is from RefSeq and is a predicted model, not a curated record. The transcript is spliced from 2 exons. Bases 1 to 990 code for a protein of 329 amino acids. Gene Ontology annotation, molecular function: nucleic acid binding. Lineage: Eukaryota; Metazoa; Arthropoda; Insecta; Hemiptera; Aphididae.